UCAAAGAUAAUUCGAAAAAUGAAGAGGAUAAUUAAACGGAACUUCAAGAAGUGGCGAGAAAGCGCCAACACGGCCUAGUUACCAAUUAUUUACAUAAAACAAACAUGAUCACAAAUGGCUAGAAUUGCGCUAAUUUUAAUUUGUGGUUAUAUUUUAAACAGAAACUUCAUUAGUGGCUAUUUAUGCAAAUAACCCGAAGAACCCUAAAGGCGCCAAAUUUUUUUAGAACUUUCCAAAACAGGCGCGGAAAAUACAUUAUAGCCAUAGGUAUUGAGUGGUAUGACGCAUUCUUUCACUUUUGGCCUCACCAGAACAUUGCGGAGGACUUUAAAAGUGGAGGAAAAUUUGUUUUCCAGCAUAAGCUUUGUACCAAAGGCAAUUUCUACUUUUCCAAGAAAAUUUGGAUCUUGGGCAGCUUGGUUUUCGUUGAAGUCUAGCUUGGAGUUUAAGUUACCUUUUAAGCCUUUAAGACAUAUUCAUAUGGAGAACAAAGAGAGCAGCAGCCCCAGAGGUGCCUUAAUUGUUUUAGAAGGGCUGGAUCGCUGUGGAAAGACGUCCCAGUCUGGCAGACUGUACAAGUAUUUGCUUGAGCAGGGACAUUCAGUUGAGUCGUGGAGAUUUCCUGACAGAAAUACAGGUGUCGGGCAAAUGAUUUCUUCUUAUCUUACUAACGAAUCACAGUUGGAAGACCAUGCGAUCCAUCUUCUCUUCAGUGCAAAUCGUUGGGAGAAGAGAUCAUUAAUGGAGGAAAAGCUGAAGACUGGAACUACUCUCAUCGUUGACCGCUACUCUUAUUCUGGGGUGGCAUUUUCCUCUGCUAAGGGACUUGAUAUUGGAUGGUGUAAGGCUCCAGAAAUAGGGUUGUUAGCUCCAGAUCUGGUUGUAUAUCUCGACAUAUCACCUGAGAAAGCUGCUGAAAGAGGAGGUUAUGGAGAUGAAAGAUAUGAGCAGCUUGAGUUUCAGAAAAAGGUGGCUGGAUCUUAUUUGGCACUUCGUGAUUCCUCGUGGAAGGUUAUCGAUGCAACCCUUUCGAUUGUAGAUAUAGAGAAGAAGCUCAGAGAAGUUGUUCUUGAUUGUAUGAUGACAUGCCACAAAGGGAAACCAUUGUCUCAGUUAUGGCGAUGUUAGGUCUAGUGAAUGUUUGCACGAAUGAUAUGUAUAACUUCUUGUUACUCUGUAUUAUUUGGAUGUAUUCUGUAUUUGAACUUCUUCAAGAUUUCCUUGGAAGAGCGGAGUGCUUCAUGCUUAUAGAUCCCUGUUAUGUUCAUGCUGUGAUACCAGUGUUUUUACCUUGGUGGUGAUUGUUUGAAGUUCUAUUUUGGUAAGUGGCGUAAACGAAAGGAUGCAAAUAUUCAUGUAAAAGAUAAUUGCACUGUCCAUUAUAUUAAAAGAAUUUGUAUGUUUUAAGUAA
Molecule: messenger RNA, 1411 nt
Organism: Capsicum annuum
Lineage: Eukaryota; Viridiplantae; Streptophyta; Magnoliopsida; Solanales; Solanaceae
Product: thymidylate kinase
Exons: 6
Coding region: 280-1128 (282 amino acids)
Biological process (GO): dTDP biosynthetic process; dUDP biosynthetic process; dTTP biosynthetic process
Cellular component (GO): cytoplasm; nucleus; mitochondrion
Molecular function (GO): ATP binding; dTMP kinase activity
Source: RefSeq, a predicted model, not a curated record